AUGACCACAAUGCCGAGACGACUGGAGGUCCAGAGCUCGAUCCUCACUGGUGGGGACAGCUUUAACAUGUGGCACGACUACAUGAAUCUAAGCCAAGUGUUCGAGAAACUGUGCAGCAACCGUGAGGUUAAUAACCGAGACACCGAGCGUCCAAAGAAGGGACAAGCGCCCCCCUGGAGUAAGGUCCACACUUCCACUCGGGGGAAGAAAUCCUCCAAAAACUCAUCGCAGUCCAGUCCGACCAGCAGCGCGUCGGACACCAGCAGCAGCGCGUCAUCCUCGGACUACUGCCGCUUCUGCAAGCAAAACGGGGAGACUCCGAGGGUGUACCGAUCUCACAAGCUGAAAUCAGACGACGGGAAAGUUUUCUGCCCCAUCCUCCGGAACUACACUUGCCCGAUCUGCGAAGCCACCGGUGACAGCGCUCACACACGCAGGUACUGCCCGCAGAUGAAGUGGGAGGCGGCUGGGAGGAUGCAGACGGGAGUCAAGUUCUGGUAGCUGCUGAAAACUGAAGCUGCGAGAAACUGUACAUAUUUACCGAACUGUUUGGGGUAUGUGUUCGUGUUGGCAGAGACCGUUUCAGUUCCAAAGACUGUUUCAAGUUUGACUGUCAAACACUCCGCUGCAGUCUGCAGUAAGGAGCCCUCAUCCAUCACAUCUGCGCUCGCCAGUACGCGCAGGCUCAACGGGAGAAAUCUGCGCCAGCUUUGAGGGUGUCCCAAGUUCUGCCAGCUACUGAA
Molecule: messenger RNA, 743 nt
Organism: Pundamilia nyererei
Lineage: Eukaryota; Metazoa; Chordata; Actinopteri; Cichliformes; Cichlidae
Gene: nanos2
Product: nanos homolog 2
Exons: 1
Coding region: 1-501 (166 amino acids)
Molecular function (GO): zinc ion binding; RNA binding
Source: RefSeq, a predicted model, not a curated record